Messenger RNA from Penicillium pulvis, 1458 nucleotides. RefSeq lists its product as uncharacterized. The record is from RefSeq and is a predicted model, not a curated record. Bases 1 to 1458 code for a protein of 485 amino acids. Gene Ontology annotation, molecular function: zinc ion binding; DNA binding; DNA-binding transcription factor activity, RNA polymerase II-specific. The transcript is spliced from 9 exons. Lineage: Eukaryota; Fungi; Ascomycota; Eurotiomycetes; Eurotiales; Aspergillaceae. Gene Ontology annotation, biological process: DNA-templated transcription; regulation of DNA-templated transcription.
AUGUGGGUCCAGAAGGUCGAUCGGGAUGUCCGCGAACCAACCCCUCAAUUCCACUUGUCGAUGAUGUCGACGACACCGAGUCAAACGCCGAAUGCGCGAGGACGCAAGAAGACGACCGAGGCCUGCGAUCCAUGCCGGGCAAAGAAAUUGAAGUGCGAUGGCUUAAUGCCUUGCAAGUCCUGUGAGAGGAACAAGGCGCAAUGCUGUUAUGAUCCUUCCACAGCGGCCAACAGACUAAAUGGAGGACUGGACAUGAUGAAUGCGCGAGUAUUGGAGCUUGAAAGAGCAGUUUUUGGUGAACGAACAUAUCGAACAGGUGAUACGGUUGGGAUGAGAGAUGCCGGUGUAUCAGAACGAAGUUUGCCAAGGGCCAUUGUGUGUGAGGAUAGAGAAUGGUCGUCCGCAAUUUACGGUCCAACUUCUACUUUGAUGCUGCUCAAUGACGUAAAACCAACAUCACCACAGGUCGAGGGUACUGAGGCUACCAUUGAAAGGCCACGCAAGAGAGCCAGACGGGAGCAUUCGGAUUCCGAAUCUUUUGAUCAAAUGGAACUGGCAGAUAGAAUCUACGAGUAUGACAGGAUCCAAAAUCCCGGAAAUCUCUGUUGGCGUGAAAACAUCGCCAACCGGCAUCUCGAUUAUUUUUUCAAGGUCGUUCACAGCACCUACCCAAUUAUCACUGAGGCCACAUUUCGCGACAUUUGGCAUGAUUUCUGGGAUCAUCCAAACUCAACCGACGAGACGAACAACACACUGCAGACACGAUGUGCGAUCAACUCAGCUUUAUGUUUAGGCGCCCUUUACAUGAACACUUCCCAGGACACCAAGUGGGCUACCAGCUAUUUUGCUGAGGCUCGAAAACUUAUUGGGUCAUUGUUUGACGGCGCUAAUAUCCUGACUGUACAAGCUUCCAUGUUAAUGGCUGUUUAUGCCCACCAUACUUCGCAGCCCAAUUUGGCUUAUAACUAUCUUGGCACUGCCAUCCGUCUCGCUUACACACUGGGAAUCAAUAACAUGCAUGUGUCGAACCCGCAUCUUGUGCCACUUCAACCUGCACUUCGUGCUUGGUGGUUACUCUACAGUCUAGAGUCCGAUAUAUGCAUUGAAUAUGGGAGACCACUUUGUAUCAGAGAGAGAGAUGCUAACGCACCUUAUCCAUCGGAGGAAAUGGACGGUGAUGAGACUGUUAGCAGAAUUGAUUUCAUUAAAGCCGUGGCGAAAUUUGGAAGGAUUUUGCGCAAAGUGAUUGACUUGGCGGCGGAUAUUAGUGAACGAAAUUCAAACCUACAGUCCUUUGUUGGCCGGCUUAUGAAUCACCAAGCAGAGCUUAUGACAUGGCGAGGGGACCUCCCCACCCAUCUAGCUCCAAAGGAGAUCGCACCCACUGGAGGCCCACAAGCCUGGGCUGAAUUUCCUUGGGUGCAGCAGCAACGGUGCGAAAUCGAACUACGUGAGUGA